CGACUGUGGUGAGCGAAGGAACCGUCUCCUGAGGCUGGCCCCUGUCGGCUCGCUCCUCCACGCCCAAACGCAGCUAUUGAUCUGUUUAGAGUGGCUCUAUCCUAAGAAGUGGAUGAUUAGAGUGGCACUUGUUAAUAAAAAAAAGUCGUUUAGUUUUUCUUUGCUAAGCAUUAGCAAUGAAAUAAUAAGUUACUUGAGACACAUUUCAGUUCGAAAUCAUAAACCUAAACAAGCACUAUAGCAUUCAAUAAACAAAAAAAAAAGGAUCUUGAAAAGUGAAUGGAAAACAGAAAUAAAAGCGUAUGAAAAGGGGGAAGUAAUUAAGGUUUUAGAUAUUAGUGACAGAAGUGUCCGUGACAGAUCUCCGGCGGCGACUUGAAAGAGGACCUGUGGAAGAUUUCCCCGAAUUUUUCCUCAUCGCAGAAAGCGGCGGCGGCGAAGGUGCCAGUAGCAAGGAACGAUGAUGACUCUUCCCCGGUGCUGGCACUCCUGCUGCUGUCUUCACCGUCAGGAGAUAGAUUGCCAUCAAGUUGCACUCUUCGGGGUGGAGUAACCAGCACCACCCCCCCCACCACCACCUCCCCUCGAGUCACCACUCUCCAAGAAAGGGAAACUUUGCCUUUCCUUUCCUGUCCUUUCCUUCCUUGCUCCCUUUCCGUUUACCUCCUGGCCCCGUUCAUUCGUUUUACCUUUACCUUUCCGGGUGGCAUCGUUCUUGCGGAAGAGAAGAAACGGGAAAUUUUCGGCAAAGCCUGAGCUGAGCAUUGCCAUUGUUACAUUGCUAAGACUUUCGUUAAUACCCGUCACCAACCAUGACGUCACAGCAUCAAAAUAAACAGCAACAACAACAGCAACAGACUGAAAGCAGCGCUCCUAAAAAGAGAUGUGGGUGCCACCUCAACAGUUUGGGCAGCGUCGGGUACUGCGUGGUGGCACUGGGCCUCACCACGUACGUCAUCACGACAGAAGUCCAACAGUUCAUCAAGUACCUCUUUCUGCCAUGGCCUCGCCAUACCACUCCUUACCUGGAGAUUAACGUGCACAUCGGUCUAGUCGGGGCAGCUGCCGUCUUAAUGUGUUUCUUCUUCUUCGCCGCCAUCUUCAAAAUCGGAAACUACGCCAACGAUGGUUACAGGAUGGGGGUGCAGGACGGGGCCUGCUCGAAAGAUCCCCCGCCGCUGCCUGGUGCCGCCGGGGGUUUGGUAAGGGCUGCUUGGCUCCACGCAGGCCCCACGGCGCCCUUCCUGCAUCUUCUCGUCGCUCACCUCCUCAUCAUGGCCCGACUCAUCAUGGAAGCCGUGGGCACGAAGGCCGCUUUCCUUCCUGAAAGUAAUGUCUGGUGGUCAGAGUUGUCUAGAGUCUUACCGCAUAAGGACAGAGAUUCCAUCUUCAAGAUUUUCGGAUCCAGUCAUGGGACAUCUACGCCAAGUACUGAAAGCGCAGGAACAGGAACUGUUGCAUCUCGGUACGAAGCCUCCACGUCUGUCACCCUCCGCGCAGCGGACCUUCCCGAAGACGUGUGGCACGUCGGGGAGAUUCCAUGGGGACCCUUCUCGCCCCAUUUCCUCAACUAUGUCCUAGCCCACCUUAUCUAUGCUGGAAGAUACGCUGGAGUAUUUUGGGGCACAAACAAAGGCCUUGGGUUGGUCUUCUUCACGCAGUUAAUCCUUAACGCAGCACAAAGCAUAUUUGCCAUCAAUGGAUUCCAGGUUCUGUAUAAAGUCCACAUCAUGGGUCCAGAAACUGUCCUGCCAGUGUACGAGGGGUUCCUGUUACCACUACCAGCCACUUUGGCCGUCUUCACGGCCUCCCAGACACUAGUCUUGGCAUCGGGGAGUGUCCUCUACAUCUACGGAUUCGUCAAAUUCAAUUCCUUCCUCAAUGCCGAGAAGGAGAAGUAUCACAUCUUGAGUAAACAUGGACACCAGACACCUUGGAGUUAUUGGCCGCAUUGCUGGGGUCUAACAGUGCUGGUGUUCAUGACGGCAGCUGCCUCACCUCUGGUACACGAUUGGACCGUCGUGUACAGGGCGUCGCUGGAUACUUCUGUGUUGGUUGCGACAAUUUCAACCAUCACUCAUCUCUUCCUGUGGAUUCUACUUUGGAUGGCUCUCACUGUCAAGUCUCGCUGGUAUUUCAAACUGCGGGUCCAGAUAUCGAAGACCAUCGUGACGAGUACUCAUUCCAUUAGACUAGUUAAUGAAGUACAGCUUUCAAAGCAGGUUGAAGACUCGGAAGGCCCGGUCAUGGUUAUAGGGGCAGGAAAGACGUACCUCCUUCAGGAGGGAAGCCCCAAGAGGUCGCUGAUGAAGCUCGUCAUGCACACCGUUACCGAGAAAAAGGCACGAGGGGAAGAAGAAGAGAUUUACUGGUUGCGGCCGAAACCUCCUUCGGGAGCCGCUGGUUCUUGGAAUAAGCGAAAGCACUCGCCCGGGGUCAAGCACACGGUCACCUUCAACGAUACGCCCUCUACUUCAAGGAAGCGAGAUUCUCGUAGCGGGUGUCCGGAUGUGCUCCACGAUCUCUCAGACACGGAGACCUCGGACAGUGACGGAGACUACGCAAGGCUCAGGGACGUAUCUUUCCCCGGACCGACGAGGAGGCUGUCAAAUAAGGAGGAGGAAACGGCAGCGGCAGUAGCAGCGGCUACGGCAGAGGAAGUGGUACCCCCGCCCCCUGCCGAAACCUCCGCCGUAGUACAGGAGUCCGAGGGCGUUUCCGCGGGCGCCGAGUUCCCCGCUCCGCCCCCCGAACUUACUGACCCCGCCCACUAUCCGCCCCCACCCUCGACACCGCCUCCACCACUUCCAUUACCUCCUGAGUCUUGUGCCAUGCCUGAACCACCUCCCGUAGAGACUCCACCGCCUCCAGCCCCUCAGCCUGUUCGCACCCAUCAUCAACCAAUUCAACCAGUUCAGUUGCAUCAUUCUGGAAAUAACCAGCUUAGUGUUGAGCAGCACAACUUAGCACAACCGCAUCCUCAGAUCAGCGUCCUUCGUGGAAAUUCUUUGGAAAGCAGUCCGGGACGCAGUGGAGAUUCCUCUACCCUCUUAGGCGAAGCCCCUCGUUGUUCUGACUCAUCGUCUACGGCAUCAUCAGUUAGUCCACCUGACAAGCGAUGUGACUCUGGGAUCCACUCCCAGGCCUCCUAUUCCUCUUCUUCGGCAUCCCAUUCAAAAUCUGGAUCAUCGGGAUCUGAGAGUUGCAUGCCCAUCCCUGCAGGAGGAGGACCUCCCCGGUGCUCUAGCGUCGAUGACCUGUGCAGGAACCAGCCCCCACCACCCCCUCCAGAACCGACCGUGAAGAGCCUCUCUCUGCAAAGGGGGGCAGUGCCUCCACCCGUCCCUCCAUCCAACCAUGGUGGACCUCCCCCUACUAGAGUUGGCAAGCCCAACAUAGAGGUUGUGGGCGGAGGUUAUGGAUUCUUGCCACCUUCAAAGUUUGUGGCAUCAGAGCCAGUCUACAGCGACGCCUCCACACCAGUUGUGAUUAAAAGACGAAGUUCUGUGACAGCUGUAGAGCCAGACACCCCUCCUUACGAACGCUCUGGAUCAUCUUUCACCACAUUCACAGAGCCUCAGUUGCCCAGGGCAGUUUUACAGGGACAGCCAUACGCAAUCAAGUCGCAGACUGUAGCAGCUCAUGGAAUGAGAGCUCGCCGGCUGCCUGUCGCCGACGCCAAGCAUGCCACCAUCGCUGGAGUCAUACCUCCCAAGGGCUUCCAUCAGCCGGGCCACAUCGAUUCCCGCUACUUCUCUGUGCCCGCCGUUAAGCCGCCAGGUACCCGCGUGCACCCGGCGCCUCCUCCCACCCUCUCCUCCCGCACCCCCUCCCUCCACUAACUCUCACGCCCCUGAUGUGCCUGUGCGAUUAUGAUUCUACGAGCCUGAGGCAACCAUACAGGAAAUACAGUAAAGGAUAAAUUAAUACUGGUGCAAUAGAAAAGUGACCAAACAGAAGAUUCAAAAACUAUUUGCUCUCGUCAUUGACUGAACCCAGUGACGGCGGCCAAAGAAAUAGUGAAAAGAACAAUAAGAAAUAAGGUAAAUUAGACCUUCCGAACCAGUGGUUGUCCUUUGCGCUAUGAGUUGUCAGGCUUUUCUUUAGAAGAUUAUAAACAAGUCUAUUGGAAAACUAGGUACAGGAGUGGGUGUAAACAUUCAACUGUAAGUUGUAACUCCUACAUUUUUUUGUGAAUCAUAUUCACUCAGUGACAGAAUUCUUUGAGUUUUAUUGAGGAUGAAAAUUGACUAGAAGUGUCGUCCUUGGUGAACUGAAUUACCGAGUGAAAAAACAUAAAGAAAAAGGUCACAAUAAACUCUCAUGAGCAAAAAAAGCACAUGUGUGUAUGUAUUGAUAUACAUGCGCAAUAUAUAUACAUAUAUAUAUACAUGGAACCUAUUUCCAGCAGGUCUGGCUACAACCUUUACAGGUGUUGUAUUUAUAUCAUCACUUGUUGAAAUUCCUAAUCACUUUCAGAAUUGGCAAAACGUGAAUUGGUAUAAUUUAGCUUUCAUUUUUGGUUUACAGUAUAUUGACAAAUGCCUUAUGACUGAUACUUUAUUUUGCUUUUGUGUUCGAUUUCCUGCUAAUCAAAUGCUAAGAAGCAAAAGGAUGAUUGUAAAAGACAAGCAGCAUUUCUUACUUGUUCUUCAUUGCGGUAUGUUUUAUACAUUUUAGCUGGUGAUACUGAUGGGUUUUUUAUACAUUUCGCUGGUAACACUGAUGUGUAUGUUUCUGACAAUAUGUAAUUACUAGGACAUAGGAAGCUCAUAGAGCGUUCGGUAAGUGUUUUUUCAUAUCAAUGAAUUUCAUUUUUGCUUUUUAAACAGUAAGGCUGUUCAAGAAACCCAAACAAAGAGGAAAAUAAUACCUAUGGCCAUAAAUUUGGUUUCAUAAUUCUUCCAAAGACGUGCGUUAUUCUCCAUUUUUAUAAAUGCUGUAUUUGUGGAAUAUCAUUUCUAUGUAGAUUUCUAUAAGGAUGAAAAGUUUAGAUAUAAAGAAAUCCUUGUGUAUGGUAUCAUUUCACGUUCUCAGUUCAAGACAAUAGAUAUAUUUAUUUAUUGUAGUACAUAAAGUAGUAGUCUGGCUUCAAGUGGUAUUACAAGAGGUAACGUGGGGAAGAGGAGCACCUUUCACAAGGGCAUUUCUACCCCAUGAUCGCGCAGAUAAUAAUAAUAAUAUCAUUAUUACUGUAGAUAAUACAUACGUACAGCUGCGUGAAGCAGCAGCAUCUAGUAUUUCGGAUACUUUAUUAUUUUUUUUCUUGAUUUCAUAGAGUUGAGACAGAAGAGUCUCAGACAUGUUCAUCAAGUAACUUUUCCUUCAUUUGUAUAAAGUAUAUCAUAACCAUGUAAAUUAUUAAGAGAGACAGCUUAUAUUAGCGACACACUUGUACAUAGAGCUUGAACAUUGCGAAAGACAUGAGCAAAAAAAAAAGUGGGGGGGGCGGGGGCGCUUUGAUGCAUGCGUUUCAUGAAAGAAGUGUAGUAAUCGCGCACUGAGAGGUUCUUUGUAGCAACGAUGCUUUCGAAUCUAUGAAUCAAAAUUCCUAGGUAAGACGUCUCGCGCCACCUUCCUCUCGAUGUUUGGCUCCGUGCUUCUUCCCCGGUUCGUAAGUACCACAAAAAGAAAACGGAAUGAAAAGUCUAUGAACACACUCUCUCUCUCUCUCUCUUCUCUGACUUGCGUGGGAGAUUGUGACCGUCUGGAAAAGAGAAACGGGAAAGCUUGUAUAGUUUAUCCCUUUUGGAAGAUCGGGAAACUCAUUCGUAAAUUUGCUCAUUCUCUUCACGAAAGAAACCAGUUAGUCGUGACCUCCAUUCCCCAUCUCAUAUACACAUAACGCAGCAUUCCAUGAUGUUCCACUAAACGAGAAUUUGCAGUAAUUAACAACAAACCAGCCUAGAGGUGUGACGUUGCAUGCUAUUGCCGGAACAGUUGCAUAGACGCAGAAGCGACUAGUUCUAUAGUUGUAGAGUUACCCUCAUACAGAACGCCCACCCCACCCCCCAACCCCCAUCCCCAUCCCCAUCCCCAACCUUCCCUAACUCGUAUUCGAUGAAUUUGUUCUUUAUUGCAAAUGCUGGCUCGCCGUCUGGAACCUAUAUACUAUAGGGUUUGAUGCUUUAAAAAACAAAUCUCAUUCGCUCUCAGCUAAUUUCAUCAUAAUAAUAAAUGAGAUUCUCGAUAGGCAAACAGUGUCUAUAAAAAUGUUUACCGUUAUUCAACCUAUGCUGCAUUAGGCUGUAAAAAGGCUUUAUAUUAUGGCUGUAUAAUGCAUAUAAUGAUAUAUUAAAAUGUAUGUUUGAAAAUACUUUAUUGCCUAAAGCGCCUACGGAAUCUUACUCAAACAACAAAAUCAAACGUUACUCCUCGGUAGAUGCUUCAAUUCAAGCAAACAUUCAAGUGAAGGCAUUUAGGCAUAAACACAAACCGAGUUAUCACGAGAAAUUAGUAGAAUCCAGAAACAUUACGAAAUGUAGUCACUCCCUUUGAUCGGAUUGUUGGCAGACAUCGAUAUCGGAAAACAUUUCAUUAAUGCAUUCGCGUUGUUCGAGUAAUACUUCUGAAGUUAUUGUUCGUAAUAUCUUUAGGUGAACCAAUUUCCAGUUGGCUUCUCUCCUGAAGAUUCCAAGGUUCACGAAUGGGACUGAGAUUAAAUUCACGUAGUCUCUACAAAGGCUUGACUGUUUGAUACGAAUUGGUUUGUACGAAUAGUUAGUAAAGAACGAAUAUUCCUAUAUUUUUUACAAGAGCUGUCUAAUGCUAUUGUUGCUUCAGGUGAGACGAAAAUUCUUUAUUAAAAACAAAUAUACUUUUUUUAAUCAAACGCUGUAUAGUUUCAACUUCCAUAAUCAUUGCAUCGUAUCGAUAAUCCUUUGAAUUUCUCUAAUCUAACAGCAUCUGUCAAAAUGCAUCUGAUACUUAAGAUCACAGUCGCCCUGUGACGGAAUUCGCGAUUGACAAAAAUAUCAAGCCAAAUUAGUAUCUUUUCCUGAUUCCUCAACCCCCAACCUGUAACCCGUCUAUACCAUCUCUAGGAUUAUGAGGUUGACAGUAGCUAGCUCCCAUUAGCUCUACUGCCUGGGAGGGUCACAUCCUCUUGCAGACUUACUUGUGACGGCAUUAACGCACUAGUACUAGGGGUGACUUGACCAGCUAGCUAUUCUUCAUCCGAGCUUCACGUUGUUGACAACCAAGCAUACGAGACCACAAAAGGAACCAUUUUAUCCGUUGCUCAGGAAGUAGAACUUGAAAUCUUUGUAGCAAAUGGCUAGUAGAAUUUUGCUACAAUUUAGGCUUCCCCCGUCUUGCCUUGCAGGAAGACUUGCAAACGUGUACAUCCCUCAGACAAAAUGACUAUUUGACACACUAUCUGAACCUUCCUAUCUCCACGGGACUUCUGUGCUCAAGAUACAUAGAUGUUGAACAGAAGAAUUUAAGUUUUCAUUUUUAUACGAUAAAAUUAGUUGUUUACUGUGUCCAUCUAGCAAAAACGCAAAAAAUAUAUGUGUGUGUGGAAAGCUUCAAGAUUCUUCUAAAUCAUCAUUAGUACAUUAGGGAUAAUGAUUCUCUUCGCAAACCAAACUGACCUAACCGCUAUCGUACAAGUGUUCCCUUAGAACAAACGUCUGUCGUAGUUGUGAAACCUUUUUAGGCCCAGUAUAUUAAAAGUAAAAAGUUCAAACUCGAUGUUUAGGGCAACUUUACAAUUUAGAAAUUUAUAGAAAGACAAAGGUUAUGAAUAAAUGACUUAGUUGAAUGAAAUGAUGAUGAUGAUAAUCUACCUCUCCACAUUUUAAAGCCUGAUGCUUGUUCCCGUUAAUCUUGUGAAUGAGAACGUUGAAAUAUAUCCUCUCUCAUCUUGGUAUGUCAGGUCAUAAUGGCUUUCUCUUUGCGUCAUUUAUGAGAAAUAUUCUUCAAGGAUUGUCCCUAUUAACUACAGAGUUACUACAAGAAGUUUUACAUGUUCCAUUUUCUCUCGAAGCAUUGCUGGUUCAGACAAAAACGUUUUUGGGUCUAGUGGUUAUGCUGAGGAGGCUUCUGGUGUCGGAAUCUGUUCGUUCUGCAGGUGAUCAAAUUCUUCAGUUUACUGAAGCAGAAGAAAAAAUCUAAACGGAUUAUCAUGCCACCUAAAGGAUAGCGUAUGAUCUACCAAUGCUCUUGUCAGCGUCGUUCAGCUUCGUCGCCUCGAUACUUAGUACCUACUUCCUCGACUAGUGGGGCUGACUGUCUAUGGACUGGCUGUUACGUGUACAUUCCAGGCAUCUCAUCCACGCUACAAUGAUUACGCCUUUUCUGCAGAUCGUCGUCCGACAUCGCGAGCUGAUUGUCUCUAUGCUCUGGUUAAUCACGUCUGAACUGCACCAGAAGUUCACCAGAUUCAAGAUGUAAUGGUGUAUAGGCUGCAGUUCAUGAUCUCACAUUGCGGGGUUGCAUAAUAUUGCAAUAUGUUAGGUGUAGGAUGCGCUGUAAGCCAAUUCAUUGGAUGUGUAUACCAUUAAUUUCCAUGAUAUAGACUUUGACAUGAAAUCAUUAAGCAGUGUCGUAUAUCACCUGUGUUUUGUAAGUGUGCUAUAUACAAUAAAGUAAUGAUAAUGGCAGUUAUGAUAAUAUUUUGAUGUUGAUAUCAUAAGACUAAAAUGGCCUUAUAUAUAUGGCCUUCCAGUUCAUCAGAAAUUCGUAGAUAUUUAACAUUCAAUCAUAUAGAUCAAUACACAAAACAGUACAGUAAGGAAUUAUAAUUUCUAAGUGAUUAUCAUGAUCAACUACUUUAUAUUACGUGACCAGGCAAAUGAUAUCUGUCUUUAACACAUUAUUUUUCAUUGGUGUUCUCUGCAAUUGGAAACAAGUGUGGUGCAAGUAUGCUUCUUUGAGGUCAAAUUGGUCAAACUUAAAAAUUAAUUUACGGCAAAUUUCAUGAAAAUCUUUGUCAUUUACCUAAUUUAAGGUUUACAACGCUUUUUCUAAGUGAUACAAAUGAUAUAUCAUUCUUUUAGGUCAGCAAUUCGACUGUGUAUGCAUUCAUAUAUUAAAAGACCCAAAACUAAUUAAUUUCGUUAAUAUAAGACCCCAAUCUGAAUAACAAUGUGGACUAUUCUUCUUUUUUUCAGAGUUUGAAUAGGUAGAUGGUUUAGAAUUACGAAAUCCAUGAAUGUAACAUAUCCUUUACUAGUCCUUGGCGCUGAUGACUUGCUUUGUAAGAAGAGUUUGAAACAAAAAUCUGCUUUAUACCAAAUGAAAAUAAAGGCCUACGAAUAAUGGGAAAGAAUGAAAAAAUCUUAGAAUAUAUUAGAUACAUCCUGAAACCAUUUCAUUGCUAAGGAUCAUUGCCAAUACUUUUUUUCCUUUAAAAACUCAAUGGAAUUUAGGAUUAAAUAGAUUGAAUAUGAUUAAAUAUGGCGAAAGAUAAUACAUAUCUGUGUCACCCUUUCCUUGUUUCUGUUUCUCUUUCUUUUGUACUUGUAAACAAAUAAUUUCCAUUGUUUAGAUGGACCAAGAAUUAAAGAAUAGAUGAAUUAUAAAGGUACCCAAAACAGAUGUCGCCCAGGUUUUUUAUUAUUAUUACUUUUUCACAUUUGAAAUAUCAUGUAUAAAUCUCUGUGUACACUCCUAGUUGUACUAUAUCAUGUUCUGUACAUGAAUGUAGCUUUGAUGUUGACAGUGCAGUAUUACCAAUAUUUGUGACUUGUCUUUGGAUCGAACAGAGAGUUUUACCCUUAAAUAGCAUUACUGGAGUAACCAUUAUAGAGUAUAACUGCAAAACCCACGCGGUAAGUUGAAUUAAGUUUUUUUUUAACAAGCUCAUAUGAACUGCAACAAGAGCAGGUAUCCAAUGACAAGAUUAAACCAGUUAAAAAUUUUUCACACCUAUACUAGUUUUUGUAAGCCUUCGUAAGAUUUCCAAUACUUUCCACUUUUCUACCUAUUAAGGAUACUUUUAGGUAUGCUGUAUGGAAAUUGAUUUUCAACAUUUUUAUACCCAGAACAUUUUGAGAGAAGUCAUUUUUGUGAGUCCUCAAGGAGGAAUGAUUUUAAGGUCCUAUACUGGAAAUAGACUCGAGUCCGUUUAUGUGCGGGAUGCUCUCGUGAACCGAAGGAUGAGCUCAGAGUCUUAUGUGGGUUGUAAGGAAACGCUGGAUCUAGUCUUAAAGGAGACGGAGGGGCUUUGAAAAAGUCAAGCCGUGAGUUGUAAAAAGUAAGAUAAGGAUAAUGUACGAGGUUUAAACGCAAAUUGCGGAGGUCGUGGCCGGAUGAAAGAAAAAAAUAAUAGUUCUGUUCGCUCGUUUGCCGUUUAUGAGUGGCCGAGGACAUAAAGGCUGGGUCUUUCUUCCUGAAUACGCCUUAAAGAGUGAUUUUGUGCUCUGAGCAUGAGUGCCUGUUUAAACCUCGAUGUACUGUAGAUCUUACAAAAACGAUAGCUAUGUGACAAGCGCUCUAUAACAAAAGAUUAAAAAAAAAAGAAAAAAACAUUUUAUAGGUUGAAUAUUAUUUGUUAUUGUAUUUGCCAUGAAUGGUUAUGAUUUUAAAGAUAUUUAUGUACAAAUAACUUAAGUUUAUAUGUGGCGAGGUGGUGCUAUGUGUGUGUAUGGCAAUGUAUUACAUGAAGCCAUUAAAAUGUGAGGUCUCCA
Molecule: messenger RNA, 10634 nt
Organism: Macrobrachium nipponense
Lineage: Eukaryota; Metazoa; Arthropoda; Malacostraca; Decapoda; Palaemonidae
Product: protein tincar-like
Exons: 18
Coding region: 813-3842 (1009 amino acids)
Source: RefSeq, a predicted model, not a curated record